Paramormyrops kingsleyae is the source of this 6808-nucleotide messenger RNA. The record is from RefSeq and is a predicted model, not a curated record. NCBI's taxonomy places the organism in Eukaryota, Metazoa, Chordata, Actinopteri, Osteoglossiformes, Mormyridae.
AUUGGCAAACAUUCUUACUGUAUCGUUAGCGGAAAGUAAUUAUAUUUUAACGAAUAAUGAACAUCUUUUUAACACAAUGUUCAAUGUUUAUGUAUUUUUUAUAUGUGUAUAUUGCAAACAUGCCAUUCAGCCUUGAACCUAUCACCACUGUCGUGUAACAUGACACCAACUGUUACCUACUGCUCUGAAAUGACCUACAUUUUUUUUUUUUAAUAUUAUUUUUAGUUGUAGUAGUGGGAUAAUGUUCUAAUAACAUCAGGAAAACUGGAGUCUGAGUGUUUUCAUACCUUAAUCGCAACGUUUGGUAAACAUUCCAGAACAAAAAAUUGUUUAGUGGGGUUGGUGAAAAAUUGUGUUGGCACAACCUCCUGCAGUUAAAGACAUCAUUGCAAUAGACAACAAUUAGGGCGUAAACUGACUGAAUAAAUGCAAGACACAAGAUGUACAACAAAAAGGAGUAAAUGAUAGGCAUGCGAUACCAAUGUUAUGCAAAUUUAAGUAGUGCAGGGGUGAGAGUUGACACAGGUAUAAUGCAUACAACAUACAUGCAUAUAUAUUGUGCAUAACGUACAUCACAUGCAAUACGCUAUUAUAAUGUACAAAAAGAUUGUCAGGGUUCUGUCCUGAUGAGAAUGUAAACAUUGAAAUGGUGCAGGGGGGACUGUUGAGUCUGGAGGAAGGCGAAGAAGCUGUUCUUGAAGCGUGUUAUUUUUGUGAUGAGUGGUCUCCAUAAUGGUCCUCCAUAAUCUUUGGCACAUUUAGUGGUAUGUUGAAUGUAUAGUUGUUCAGUUGAUGGUCUUUGAGGCCUUGAUGACAAGUCUUUUUCUAAUGAAGGAAUCCGUUCCGCUAUACCAAACUAUGAGGGAACGUGUCGGGAUGGUCUCUGUGAUGAUGGUGUAGAACGGUACAAAGAGGUGACUACUGACUCCGAAGCUCAUGUGUCGCUUGAGGAAAUGCAGUCUCCGGUUUGCCUUCUUGAUGAGAUGGUCCAAGGUAAUCUGCCAUUUUAAGGAACUGCAGAUUGAGGGGCCCAGAAAUGUGAAAGAGUCCGUUACUGAUGUUGAGCUGGAGGUCUUUGUCAGUACGAAAGGCUAAAGCGAGUGAGGCUAGCUCAGGACCUUCUUGUGAACUUUCACCAAUGUCUGGUGGAAAGUGUACUGACAUACUGCAUCACGGCAUGGUUUGCCAGCUGCACAAGGGAGGGUUACUCCGGGUGCGUUUCCCGAGCUGUAACGCCAAGAGAUGUUUUUCCAUUAUAAAUCAUGCAAACCGUACCUGAGCGAUACCAGCACUGGCAUGGCCCUGCUUAAUAGCACUGACUAGCGCAACGAAACCAUGCUGGAUGUGUCACUGACAUCUGACUGGUCGAAAUGCAGGGAGAUACUGGUGAUCUGCAUCGAUAUGUGCUAUUAUACAGUGUAUAUAACAGUAUAUAUAGUAUUGAUGCAUUGCUUGGAACCUGAACAUUUCCAGCCUUCUACUUAAAAAAUGUACUAGAGCACGGCUGAACAGAAUGGAUUUGUAACACAAACUUGUGCAAGCACUGCUAUUUCUGCUAGCACUUGAUGCUAACAUAACAUGGCAAUUCUCACAGGAAAUUAGCACAUAGUAAAUCAUGAUGUACACCAUGUGACCAGUAAAUAAGCAUCUCUUCGGUGUUAUAUCACUGUCACUCACUAAACCCAGCAACAUCUUUACAGAGCCCACCCUUCUGCAGUGGAAAAUCGAACCAAGCUGGAAUUGCACUGUAACUAGUGUCUCUUCACAGUAUGUGUCAGGUACAACCUGUUUCCUGCACGCCAGUGGAAAAGUGCCAUAUGAUGGCUCAAAACAUCACUGGCCCACAUCAUGCAGUAGGACAGGAUCUCUGCCCACCCUGCACACCACCUCUUCCAGUUGCUGUGCUCUGGAAGGCAUUAUAGGUUGAUUAUUUCAUGCACCACAAGACUGAAAAAUAGUUUCUUCCCCAGUGCUGUUAAACUGCUGAAUACCAUCUGACCAUCCCUCCAGUGUCGGGUACACACUGACAUAUACCCAUAACAUUCACCCUCUUCUGAAAAACAUUGUUCUUGUUUACCCAUCUUAGGCUUGUUAAAUCGGGGAAUUCCAUCAUAAUUUUGUUGUUCUUAAUUAAAUGAAGAUCAAGUUUUAUCUUGUCUUGUCUUUCCCCUGCUGUCUGCUCUAUCCACCUGUAUUUGAUACUGUGCUUCAUUAUUGUCAGAGAUGCUUCCAGUGAUGGUGGUAUCAUCUGCAUAUUUGGGAAUUUUCAUAGAGCUGUCCUGUGAUGUCAGCUUGCUUAUGAACAAGGGAACGGGAAGCAGGGAGAGCACGCAGCGGCCUUGCGGGGUUCCAGUGCUGAUGGUCAGAGGAGUGGACAGUACACUGCACACCCUGAUAGACUGACGUUGGCAGGAUAGGAAGUCCAGAAGCCAGUGGCCGAGAGCAGUGCAGUGUCAUGCCCACCCCCCAUUACUUUUUGGGAAGAGUGAGAGUGGGCUAACAGUACUGAAAGCUGAGCUGUCCAUGAACUGCACACACAGGUAUUGGUGUCUCUAGUUGUUGCAAUGUGUAGUAGAGUGCUUGACUGAUGAGGUCUUCUGCAGAUCUGUUGGAGCAGUAGGCAAAUUGCUGUGGGUCCAGUAUUGAGGAAGUGCAAGACUUUAGAUGGGACAGAACAAUAUGUUCAAAUGGUUAAUAGCCACUGGCAUCAGGGCAACAUGCGAGUAGUCAUUAAGACAGUUGGGGUUGGAGGAUUUUGCUGUGGGUUUAUGGUGGCACUGUUGCACUGACACAGAGUGGCUGAAGGUGGCUGUGGACCCGGGGGCCAGCAGGGAGACACGGUGGCUGGGCACAGCAGGGGUUACCUUGUCAGGACUGAUACCUUUCCUCUUCUUCAGUUUCCUCAGGGAAGUUGCACCUUUUCCUCUGUGACAAGAAAACGUGUUGAAACAUGCAUCAACAUCAUUAAGUUUGCUUGGGAAGCCUGGAUCAUCUUUGUCAGGAGAAGCUGCAGUCUUCUUGUUUGUCAUCCUCAGGAGGAUUUUCCAAGUCAUUCUACUCUAUGACUUGCAUUGCUGUUCCAAUUUGAGGACAUGGAUGAUGGAUUCGGACUUGGGGAUCGCUGUUAUCCGCAGCUGCUGGACACCUCCCUGGAUGGAGAGCUUAAAUCCUUCCUGAUCGACGAAGAUGAGCUGCACACUUACGAUGAUCUAACCAAAGUUAACCCUGUGACUCCCAGCACAGUGCUGAAAUGUCUCCAAGCGAGGUAUUCCGUCAAAGUCUUCUACACCCACGCCGGCUGCACUCUGGUGGCUCUGAAUCCAUUCCAGCCCGUGCCUCAUCUGUACUCCCCAGAGGUGAUGAAGGAGUACCACUGCGCUCGGCAGCCUCAGGAAUUCAAACCACACAUCUUCGUUGUGGCCGAGGAGGCCUACCGAAAUAUUCAGGGCCAGGUGGAACCAGUGGACCAGUCGCUGGUGGUCAGUGGGGAGAGUGGUGCAGGAAAGACUUGGACAACCCGCUGUCUUAUGAAGUACUACUCCACCAUCGCGGCUUCCUCCUCCCAAAAAUGCCAGAAUAUGAUCGAGAGGAUAGAGAAGCGGGUUCUCGAUUCCAACCCCAUCAUGGAGGCUUUUGGCAAUGCUUGCACUUCAAGGAACAACAACAGCAGCCGCUUCGGGAAAUAUAUCCAGCUCCAGCUAAACACGUCACAUCUGCUUGUUGGAGCCUCUGUUCAAACAUACCUUCUGGAGAAGACCAGGAUAGUUAAGCAAGGUGCCGAUGAGAGGAAUUUUCACAUAUUUUACCAGAUGAUGAAAGGGGCUACAGAAGAACAGAGGAAAGAGUGGAAGAUACCGAGGGACCAACAUUUCACCUGGCUGCCGAACGCUGACAGAACGCUAGAGGAGGACUGUUUUCAGGACACGGUGGCUGCAAUGGGUCACAUGGGCAUUGCCACGGAGACACAGGGACAGAUAUUCCAGAUGCUGGCAGGUCUCCUUAAUCUCGGCAACGUGACCUUCUGCCCGUCAGCUGACGAGUCCCAGCCCUGUGACCUCCAGGAAGAAGCCGCAGGCUUCCUGCGGGCCGCUGCCUCCCUCCUGCACGUCUCAGCGGAGCAGCUGGAGUCCUGCCUGAAGCUGAGGGUCCUGCAAGCCGGGAAACAGAGCGUGCUGAAGCCAUGCUCUCGGGAGGAGUGUGGCAUCCGGCGGGACUGCCUGGCCAAGCUCAUCUAUGCCCGUGUUUUCGACUGGCUGGUAGCGUUCAUCAAUAAGAGCAUGUGUGCCAGCUCAUCCAGCUGGUGCAAUUUCAUAGGCCUGCUGGACGUCUAUGGCUUCGAAUGCUUUGUCCUGAACAACCUGGAGCAGCUGUGCAUCAACUACGCCAAUGAGAAGCUGCAGCAGCACUUUGUGGCCCAUUAUCUGAAAGCUCAGCAGGAGGAGUACGUGUCCGAGGGCUUAGUGUGGUCCUUCGUCCAGUACCAGGACAACCAGAGCUGCUUGCACCUGCUGGAGGGCAGCCCCAACGGCAUCUUCUCUCUGCUCAAUGAGGAGUGCCGCCUCAACCGUGGCGCCGAUGCCCAGCAGUUCCGCACUCGCCUGCAGAGGGAGCUGUCUGGGAACGCUUGCAUGAGCUGGGAUACAUUCAGCAAGCAGCCGCACUUCACCGUGUCCCACUAUGCUGGCAGAGUCAGCUACCAGAUCGAGGGAAUGGUGGAGAAGAACAGGGAUCCUGUCCCUCCGGAGCUCAUACACAUGCUUCAGGGGUCUCAGGACUCACUGCUGCAGAGUCUCUUUGCUGACGGUAAUGCAGAUGACAGCAGUGGCAGAAGACAUACCAAAGUGGUCACCGUAGUCUCCAAAUUCAAGAACUCGCUCGAGAGCUUGAUGAAGAUCCUGCACAGCACUACACCUCACUACACCAGGUGUAUUAAGCCCAACCCAGAAUGCAGACCGCUGACGUUUAAGAAGGAGGAGGUUAUUCUUCAACUGGAAGCUUGCGGCAUUGUGGAAACCAUAAAUAUCAGUGCGGCUGGUUUUCCCAUCCGGAUCCCUCACUUGUGUUUCCUCAAACGUUAUGGGCUGAUCGCCAACUCCCGGAUUUCAUGGCAGUCGGUGGAGGAAAGCGAGCCGGAGGCUGGCAGUGACACCGUGGCCCAUGCCGUCGUGGCAGUCCUCAACGAGGUGCUGAGAUGCCAUUCCCUGGAGCCGUUACGCUACCCUGGGACGAGGACGCACGGUUCUUUGGUGCACUGUGGAGAGACCAAGGCCUUCCUGACGCACUUUAUGCUGGAGCUCCUGGAGGAGCACAGGGGACGAGCACGAUCCCAAAGGGCCUCCGUGAUCCAGUGCUGCUGGCGUCGGUACUGCCGCAGGAAGCGUGCAGCCCAGGCGUGCGCCGCGGCCAGGAUUCAAGCCGCUGUGCGAUCCUGGUUGGUCAGAAAAGAAGUUCUGAGAUGGUGCCGGGCCGCCACCAUCAUCCAGAGGCAAUGGCAGGGAUGGAGAGCUCGCAUGGAAGCCCUGGCUGAGACUGAGUUGGAUGACGUCACGGACACGGAGAAGACAUCCUGGGGCUGCACCGGGCUGUCCUUACAGUUGUCCACCCACCAGGAGCCUGUGAUUUUGUGGGCAUGGCCUGUUGGACUUGCCCUGGCAUCAGCCCCCACUGUCACAGUGGCCAUGACUGUCACCAACAUCCAGAAGAUGGUGUCCUUGUUUGCUUGUCUAAAGCUAUCCUUUCCAAGCUUCAGUUACAAAGUGGAAACCAACCAGUUUGAGCAGGGGGUGGCCUCGAUCAGAGCACAGCCGCAGGAGUCUAUUAGGCUCCACCUCCAACGCUCCCCACUUCCGUAUUCUGACACCCAUCCCGACAAGAGAGGAGUCACUGGCUUCAACCAGAUCCUGCUGGAGAAAACAUGACAUGACAUAAAUAAAAAAAAAAAAAUGCAUCUCUCUUACCUGCAUCGCUUUCUUAAGCGACUCGCUGCUGGAGAUUUUUCCAGAGCUGCAUUUGAACUUAUUUUUUCUAAAACCAGUAUUGUUACUCUCAGGCUGAUUAGAUCUCACUGCAGUGCCUUUAUGUCUGUGGUUUGCCAUUCCAGUCCUCUAGCUGCUUGUCUAUUACACUACAGUGCUUUAUAGCUACAGUUCAGAACUCUAUUUCUAGAUGUUUCUUUUAAAGAUUUAAACAUUAAGGUCAAUAUACCAUAAACCAUAGUAAAAUCAUUUUAAAAUGAUGUAAGAACAGUGAUCUGUAAAACUGACAAACAGUUGGUAUGAUUUAACACUUGAGAUUUAUUUAUUCUGUAUACUAAAAUAUGCUGUGUAGAAGAAGUGUUUCAAAAUGUAACCCUUACUCCCUCACAGGGUCAGAUGGUACAUGCUAUGUUUGCAUGGUUCAGUAAUUAGUGAUAUACUAAUUACCUUGUUACUGCACAGUACAUAAACCAAAGAAUCUGGUGAAAACCAGCAAAGUACAGGUAAUAGGUAUCUGUACAUCUUCUAGUAUCUCUGGCUUAGAAGGAAUACUAAUAGUUUUGUUAUGCUGUCUUCUAUUUCCAAAUGUCGAUACUGUGCUGUGUUCGGGGAACAGGUGUGGUGCACAAUGAUUAAAUUAUGAAUUUAUACAUUUAUCUGGCAUACACACACGUACAAAUAAAGCAUGUUUGCCUUGGCAUAGUGCCCCAGCAGCUUGUUGUUAGUAUUUUCAGCCUUGUUUUCCUGCAUGCAGGUAAUGAUGUACCUGUUCAUUAGGAUACAAUUAAUUUAGAAUAGUGCUGUCAAACGAUUAAAAUGUUUAAUCAGAUUAA